Messenger RNA from Olea europaea var. sylvestris, 757 nucleotides. Its product is annotated as beta-1,3-galactosyltransferase 7-like. Gene Ontology annotation, molecular function: beta-1,3-galactosyltransferase activity. Gene Ontology annotation, cellular component: Golgi membrane. Lineage: Eukaryota; Viridiplantae; Streptophyta; Magnoliopsida; Lamiales; Oleaceae. The record is from RefSeq and is a predicted model, not a curated record. The coding region runs from base 1 to 381 and encodes 126 amino acids. The transcript has 4 exons.
AUGAUAUACCAUGAACCCGAGUUCUGGAAAUUCGGUGAAGAAGGAAAUAGAUACUUCCGACACGCAACUGGUCAGAUUUAUGCUAUAUCUAAGGAUUUGGCUAACUACAUCUCAAUUAAUCAGCCCAUAUUGCAUAAGUUUGCGAACGAAGAUGUGUCGCUUGGUGCUUGGUUUAUUGGUCUAGAAGUCGAGCACAUAGAUGAACGCAGUAUGUGUUGUGGCACUCCACCAGAUUGUGAAUGGAAAGCACAAGCAGGUAACGUUUGUAUUGCCUCCUUCGACUGGAGCUGCAGUGGAAUUUGCAAGUCAGUCGAAAAGAUUAAAUUUGUACACAAACAAUGUGGUGAAGGAGAAGAGGCUCUUUGGAAUGCUUUACUGUAGAUUCAUAUGAAAGGGGGAAAAAAUCUUCGAUUAACAAAAAAUUAAAAACUAAUACUCCCCCGGUUUCAACUAUCAGGUAAUACAGAAUGAUACAUACGGUUUUCAAGAUUUGCGGUCGACAUGUGACAUUGUAGGUAUAGACAUAAUUAUGAUUUUGAGGCAAUGAGUGUUCGACUCUAGACGGCUGAGAUGGGAUGGCUUGAUAUGUAUUCUUGUUAGAAGGCUAAUUAUUGAUGAUUAGUUCUUCGAUAUUCGAACGAUGUUCUAUUUUGUGCGUGUGUGUGUGUGUUUUUUGUUUUUUUUUCAUGCACAAAGAAUUACUGAACAAGAAAACGCCCAGCUGUGUAAAUAAAAGGUCUCCCUUUGCAAAAUUAUU